UAGAUGUAGGGAUUUUUUUUGGAAGUAGGCUACUUUGACUUGCGCUCUAGCUGCCAGGGUGUAGUCGGAUAUAGUUCCUUUUCUCCAAAAGUUUUUUUUUUUUUUUCACAUGGCGGUGGUUACAAAACACUAAUAAAGUGAAGGUUUGCAAGAGAGAAGUCGCGAGGAGAUUAAGCCACAACUAUCGCUUUUUGUAGGUGAAGCGAUUACCACCAUUUUCCGCAUGAGUUUAUUUAUAAAACCACAAACUGGGUAGCUGGCGAGUUACCGCAAACUUUUUAAAGACUGCAAGGAUUUAAGGGAUCAAGUCAGUGACGGUAGCUACUUGAGGUCGCGUAAACAAAAGGACACAAUGUCGUUUUUUAGCUGUUUGUUAUUAUGGACUUUGUGGGCAGCGUGCAGUCAUGGAGCGAUGGAUGAGUGUAUAGACGAGUCCGAUCGGCCUCAGCGCUGCAUGCCAGAGUUUGUUAACGCCGCUUUCAAUGUAACCGUAGUGGCCACCAACACUUGCGGCUCGCCGCCUGAAGAAUACUGUGUACAGACCGGGGUAACGGGAGUCACUAAAUCAUGCCACAUUUGCGAUGCCGGAGACCCCAGAAACCACCACGGCGCUGCUUUUCUCACCGAUUACAACACCCAACCGGAUACCACCUGGUGGCAAAGUCAGACUAUGUUAGCGGGCAUCCAGUACCCGAACUCCAUCAACCUGACCCUUCACCUGGGCAAGGCUUUCGACAUCACCUAUGUGCGUCUGAAGUUUCACACCAGUCGUCCUGAGAGCUUUACCAUCUACAAGCGCACUAGUGAAGACGGGCCCUGGAUUCCCUACCAGUACUACAGCGGCUCCUGCGAGAAGACCUACAGCAAGAUCAACCGCAACUUCAUCCGCACUGGUGAGGACGAGCAGCAGACUCUGUGCACAGAUGAGUUUAGCGACAUCUCUCCGCUCACCGGAGGAAACGUAGCCUUCUCCACACUCGAGGGCCGACCCAGCGCAUAUAAUUUCGACAACAGCCCUGUACUGCAGAAUUGGGUGACUGCCACGGACAUCAGAGUGACCCUGAACAGAUUAAACACUUUCGGAGAUGAAGUUUUCAACGAUCCCAAAGUUCUCAAAUCCUACUACUACGCUAUCUCUGACUUCGCUGUGGGAGGAAGGUGCAAGUGUAACGGCCAUGCCAGCGAGUGUGUGAAGAACCUGUGUAAACUGGGCUACUUUAAUCUGGACCCCCAGAAUCCUCAGGGAUGUACUCCAUGCUUCUGCUUCCAGCAUUCCACUGUGUGUGAAAGUGCUGAUGGCUACAGCAUACACAAAGUCACCUCCACCUUCGACAGGGAUGAAGAGGGCUGGAUGGGACAGCAGAGAGACAGCUCUAGCAUUCCUGUGCAGUGGUCACCCACCACUCGAGAGAUCUCACUCAUCUCAGAAGACUACUUCCCCAUCUACUUUGUGGCUCCAGAGAAGUUUCUUGGUGAUCAGCUGCUGAGCUAUGGUCAGAACCUCACGCUGAACUUCAGGAUUCAGCGACAUGAUGCACGACUCUCAGCGGAGGACGUUGUGCUGGAAGGGGCCGGGCAUCGUGUUGCUGUGCCACUUAUUGCCCAGGGUAAUUCCUACCCAGGAGAGGAGACACAAACCUUUGUGUUUAGACUCCAUGACACUACUGACUAUCCUUGGAGACCCACCAUGAAACACGCCGACUUCCAGAAACUUCUGCACAAUCUGACUUCGGUUAUGAUUCGUGGAACCUACAGUGCAAGUAGUGCUGGUUAUUUAGACAACGUGUCCCUUAUGACUGCCCGCCGUGGCUCUGGAACUCCAGCUCGUUGGGUUGAGAGGUGUACGUGUCCUCAGGGUUACGUGGGGCAGCACUGUGAGCAGUGCGAUCUGCGAUAUAGGAGGAGCCAACCUGAGCUGGGCCGCUUUAGCAGUUGCGAGCCCUGCAACUGCAACGGACACAGUGACACUUGCGACCCUGUGACAGGAAUGUGUAACUGCCAGCACAACACUGCUGGCAUGAGCUGCGAGAGGUGUAAGGACGGGUUCUAUGGUGACUCUACAGUCGGCUCAUCUUCAGACUGUAAACCCUGUCCCUGCCCCGCAGGUGCCACGUGUGCCGUGGUGCCCAGGACCAAAGAGGUGGUCUGUACAAACUGCCCAACUGGAACCACAGGUAAGAGAUGUGAAUUAUGUGAUGAUGGCUUCUUCGGGGACCCUCUUGGUGAAAAUGGUCCAGUCAGGGCGUGCCGUGCCUGCAGCUGCAACAACAACAUCGACCCCAAUGCUGUAGGCAACUGCAACCGAGAGUCAGGCGAGUGCCUCAAGUGCAUCUACAACACAGCCGGAGUCUUCUGCGACCGUUGCAAAGAGGGUUUCUACGGCGAUGCCCGUGCUGCAAAUGUAGCUGACAAAUGCAAACCGUGCUCGUGCUCUCUGUACGGUACAGUGGACAGGAAGACGACCUGCUCUCAGGUGACGGGGUUUCUACGGCGAUGCCCGUGUAUUCCCCAUGUCAUUAACAGAGACUGCAGUGCAUGUGAUCCUGGUUUCUACAACCAUCAGAGCGGCAAGGGCUGUGAACGAUGCAACUGCAACCCUAUUGGCUCCACAAACGGUCAGUGUGAUAUCGUUAGCGGCCAAUGCGAGUGUCAGCCUGGGGUCACAGGUCAACACUGUGAGCGCUGUGAGGUCAACUUCUUUGGAUUCAGUUCGUCGGGUUGCAAACCUUGUGACUGUGACCCAGAAGGCUCAGAGUCUGCUCAGUGCAAGGAAGACGGGCGUUGUCAGUGUCGCCCAGGCUUCGUGGGAGCUCGCUGCGACAUGUGUGAGGAGAACUACUUCUACAACCGCUCCACACCAGGUUGCCAGCAGUGUCCCAACUGUUACAGCCUGGUCAGAGACAAGGUGAACCAGCAGAGACAGAGGCUUCAUGACCUACAGAAUUUGAUUGAUAAUCUGGACAAUGCUGAGAAUACAGUGAGUGACAAGGCCUUUGAGGACAGACUGAAGGAGGCAGAGAAAACAAUAAUGGACUUACUGGAAGAGGCUCAGGCUAGCAAAGAAGUGGAUAAAGGCCUUUUGGACCGUCUAAACAACAUCAACAAGACCCUGAACAACCAGUGGAACCGACUGCAGAACAUCAAGAACACAGUGGACAACACAGGAACGCAGGCAGAUCGAGCACGGAACCGAGUCCGUGACGCAGAGAACCUGAUCAGCACCGCUAGAGAGGAGCUGGACAAAGCCAAGGAGGCCAUCAGUAAAGUGGACAUUAAAAUACCCACAACCUCUGGAGAUCCAAACAAUAUGACACUUCUGGCAGAGGAAGCCCGCAAACUGUCCGAAAAACAUAAAGCAGAUGCAGAUCAGAUUGAGAAGAUCGCAAAGGACGCCAAUGACACUUCCACUAAGGCCUAUAAUAUGCUGAAGAAGGCGCUCGAUGGCGAGAACAAGACAAGCAGCGACAUUGAUGAACUCAACAGGAAAUAUGUCGAAGCAAAGGAUCUAGCCAAGAACCUGGAGAAACAGGCUGCUAAAGUACAAGCUGAAGCAGAAGAGGCAGGAAACAAAGCUCUGAAGAUCUACGCUAACCUGACCAGCUUGCCCCCAAUCGACACCAAAACAUUAGAGGAUGAGGCCCAUAAGAUAAAGAAGGAGGCAUCAGACCUGGACAAACUAAUAGACAAGACUGAGAAGGAGUACAAUGACCUGAAGGAAGACCUGAGGGGCAAAGAGACAGAGGUCCGCAAACUACUGGAAAAAGGAAAAACUGAGCAACAGACGGCUGAUCAGUUGUUGGCACGUGCAGACGCAGCAAAGGCCUUGGCUGAGGAGGCAGCAAAAAAAGGCAUCUCUACCUUCCAGGAGGCCCAGGACAUACUGAACAACCUCAGAGACUUUGACAAGAGAGUCAAUGACAACAAAACUGCUGCUGAGGAUGCCAUGAGGCGAAUCCCAGAAAUCAACGCGACAAUCAAUGAAGCCAAUGAGAAGACCCGACGGGCCGAGGCGGCUUUAGGCAACGCAGCUGCAGAUGCUAAAGAAGCGAAAACGAAGGCAGAGGAAGCUGAGAAAAUAGCUAAUGAUGUGCAGAAGGGUUCAGCAAAGACAAAGGCAGAUGCAGAAAAAGCUUUUGAAGACACCAUGAAACUGGAUGGAGAGGUGAACAACAUGAUGGACCAGCUCACAGCUGCUGAGAAAGAGCUAGAGAAGAAGAAAGCUGAGGCAGAUGCCGACAUGAUGAUGGCGGCCAUGGCAUCUGAUAAUGCUAAAGAAGCUGAGGGCAAUGCCAGGAAAGCCAAAAAUGCUGUCAGGACAGUGCUGAGCACAAUCAAUGAAUUAUUAAGCCAGCUCGGCAACAUCGAUAAGGUGGAUCUGAGCAAGCUGAAUCGGAUCGAAAACGCCCUGAAAGAUGCCAAGGACAAGAUGGCAGGAAGUGAGCUGGACAGGAAGCUGAAGGAGCUGAACGACAUCGCUAAGAGCCAGGAGGACAUGAUCAGCGACUACGACCGUCAGAUCCAAGACAUUCGAAAGGACAUCGCUAACCUCAACGACAUCAAGAACACUCUGCCAGAAGGCUGCUUCAACACUCCGUCUCUAGAGCGGCCUUAACCUCUCCACGCCACACCGCUACAUCUGCCUUACACUCCCUGUGUUCUUCAGCAUCCCUCUCCAAACCCUCCGCCGACACCACCCUCAACCAAAACAGGCCUUGUUUUGUUUCAAAUUCUUUUAAUUGCAUUUUAUUUCCUUUUAUUAGGUUAUUGUUUGUUUGUAUUUCUAUACGUUUCUUCGAAAUCAUGUUUUACAAACAGAAGACAAAAGCAGCUUUUAAUGUUUUGAUAUGCAGAAAUGCUACGUGAAGAGAACUCCAAGUAAUGGCCGUGUGUGUGUGUGUGUGUGUGUGCAUGAGCUGUUAGGGGCCUCGAGUUGAACCCUCAUGACUGCACCAUUUCCAGCUCUUUCUCUCAAAUCUCUUGUCUUUACAACCAAAUCAAAAUUACGACCUAAUCAGAUGCCAAGACAUUUGUUUGAGGUCAUUUGCUACUUAAGCUCGUGUAUAUCAUCAUUGGUAACGCUAUUCGCUCAAAGCUAACAGUGAAGGAAUCUUAAUUUGUUCGGAAUGCGCCUCUUCGUCGCCCCUCGUGCUAGAUUUGGUACUGAGAGUGAGUCGAACACGUAAAUACAGUAUUUCAGUUCAUGUGUAUAUAAAUUGUUCAGUACUAAAAGUCCCUGCAUGGCUCAGCUGACUUCAUGCAUUUCAUGGUUGCGACACAUUUCAGUUUUGUGUUUGUUUUGAUUUUUCAGACGCUGCUGCUUAUUACAGGUGUCCUGCGAAACACAUUAACAUGAGCAAAACUCAACACUAUGCAACUUUGUACAUUGGUGUAGCAAGCCUUUUAUCUGAUACACUGGUGCUAAUAAUUAUUUCAAAUGUUAUAUUUUUGUGUGAAUGUUUUUUCUUCUUCUUUUUUUAUUAUAAUAUAGAGUUGAGGAACUGUUAUUUGUGUAAAUAUGCUUAAAUGAUUCAGGAACGGCUGAUUUUUGAAU
Molecule: messenger RNA, 5551 nt
Organism: Sinocyclocheilus rhinocerous
Lineage: Eukaryota; Metazoa; Chordata; Actinopteri; Cypriniformes; Cyprinidae
Product: laminin subunit gamma-1-like
Exons: 27
Coding region: 353-4612 (1419 amino acids)
Biological process (GO): axon guidance; tissue development; animal organ morphogenesis
Cellular component (GO): basement membrane
Source: RefSeq, a predicted model, not a curated record